Elaeis guineensis (African oil palm) is the source of this 7972-nucleotide messenger RNA. Its product is annotated as methyl-CpG-binding domain-containing protein 9. The record is from RefSeq and is a predicted model, not a curated record. Gene Ontology annotation, cellular component: nucleus. Gene Ontology annotation, molecular function: protein binding. NCBI's taxonomy places the organism in Eukaryota, Viridiplantae, Streptophyta, Magnoliopsida, Arecales, Arecaceae.
CCGAAACCCUUUUCCUGUCCCGGUUCGCCGCUCCCGGACACCGCUCGUUUCGGCCGCCCGUCCUUCCGCCCAGCACCGCCUUCUACACCACCCGCCACCCCGCUUUUCCUACGAUCCCACCGAAAUCCACUGAAACCGAGCGUUCUCUCCUUUCUCCAGAAUCAAAUUCCCUCCUCCCUUUCCAUUCGCCGCCACGCAGUUGCCAAAUCCCUAGAUCCCGCCCCGCCUCCAAAAAUAUACAAGAAUGUCGCCGAUACACCCGAGGAUGCCCGCCCCAGAUCCUCGCCCCUGAUGGAUCACCGCCCCGCCCCCCUCGUCAUCGACCUCAACGAGUUCCCCCCGCCCCCCUGCGACACCCCUCCCGCCGCCCCGGCCCCGGCGGCGCCACCCAUCCCCAUUCUUGGCCCGCCGGUUCCUCCCGCUUUCUUGCCCUUCGAUGCCUACGCCUUGGCGUGUAGGUUCCAUGGGAAUCUUGCCCCCGCCGCCGGCCUCGCGGCGGAGUUCCCGGGGGAGACCGGCGUCGGCCGGCCCCUCCCGUGUGGGCUCUGCGGCCGCCCCGAGAGCCAGGGCGGUACCGUCGUCUGCGACGGAUGCGAGAGGGGGUUCCACCUCAGCUGCGCCCGGGUUCGGGCGCGGCAGCAUGUCGCGUUUGAGGAGUGGGUCUGCGCCGAGUGCACCCUGAAUGGGGUGCCGAAUAAGAGGUGGGCUCUUGGGGCUGCGAGGCUUCUUGAUAUCAAUGCCCUGCCGCCGAGCGAGGGAGAUGGGGAAGCGAACACCUCGGAGGAGUUGCACGUCGGCGGAAACGGCGGGCUAAACAGAAUAAACAAUCCUGAUGGAUCUUCAUUUGGUGGGUUUGGUGCAUCAUUUCCACAUUUAAAUGUUGGUCACAUAAGAAAUGCUUUUGAUUUAGGCAAGGAUACUGAAAUAGUAAGUGAUGACAUGAAAAAAAAUUCGGAAGGUGUUUCACACCAUGGACUAUUUGCAAGUAGAGAUUUCGAAGAUCCAGUUUCGAGCUCUUCUCUUUUAGGAAGGUCUGCGGUCAAUAUUGUAACGGUAUCAGGUCAGUCACAGGGAGAGAUGUUUCUUCAGUCAUUAAGAAACUUUAUUAUGGAUAGGGGAGGCUUUCUGGGUGACGGUUGGUCAGUGGAAUUUAAAGAAUUGGAGAACAGAUCUGGUCCAUAUGCUGUAUAUUGUGCACCAGAUGGAAAAAGGUUUGAGUCAGUGGCUGGUGUUUCCCAAUAUCUCGGGAUAAACUCAUUCUUCCCUUCUAUGGACAUUGAUGAAAGAAGUGAUGGUUCGGGCACUGCACAGAAGUCAUUGACCCUUCGCAGAAGGAAAAAAGAUCUUGCCAGAAAUUCAAUGAUAACAAGUUAUAAUGAAAAUCAGGACAGUGUGCAGGUCAGCUGUGGAAUGGAGCCCUCAUCUGAUACAGAGUUCCUGGAAUCAAGUUUUGCAAAAACUUCCAUGGAGGAGAAUUGUGGCAAUGAAUCGCAAGAUGUGACUGUUGGUCUUCCAAUUCAAUAUGAAGAUUUCUUUGUGGUCAGUCUGGGGAAAAUUGAUUUACGAAUAACAUAUCAUGACAGCUAUCAGAUUUGGCCUGUGGGAUAUAAAUCCUGUUGGCAUGAUAUAAUUACAGGUUCACUUUUUGAGUGUGAGGUGUCAGAUGGUGGUAACGCUGGGCCUGUUUUCAAGGUGCGGAGGCGUCCAUGUUUAAUAUCACCUAUACCCAAUGGGGCAACUGUUCUGUUUCAUAAAAGUGUUAACAAAGAUAAUAUGCCACAAAGGAUGGAAAGUACUAGCACGACUGUUGAUGCAGAUUAUGAUAAAGAUGAAGACAUUCUAAUGCUGCUAUCAGAUCCAGAUCAAUCACAGCAAGACUUGUUAUCAUGCUUUAGCAGCAAUCUUGGUGAAACAUCAUAUGAAUCCUCUGUGCAAAUUAAUAUGCAAAAGGCAGCUGUUUUAACACCCGAUCUGAAUUGCCAUUCAGAAAGGUCUGCUGAGGCUUCAGGAAUGAGAGAUGAAAUAGGAGAAUUCUAUGUAGAAGGAAGGUCAUCACAGUCAGUAUGGAAGAUGGUCUCUCAUACUCUUCUUGAUGCUUGCCGCGAAGUGUACAAGCAAUCAGGCUGUUUGCAAUUUAGCUGCAUGCACGAUGGUAGAAAGCUUUCAUCAUAUUCAGGUAAUGGAAUUCUAGAAACUCUUGAUCAUCUUGGUCCCCUAGCUAAAUUUUGCUGUUUCCAUGGGCCGAUUGGUACACCACGAGUAAUCCAGAAAGACAGUGAACUAGAAGCUACAUGCAAAUCACUUGCAGAAUGGUUAAACCAGGAUAGGUUUGGAUUGGAUAUGGGCUUUGUACAAGAAAUUAUUGAAAGCCUUCCUGGAUCUCAUGCUUGUUCGCAUUACCAAUUUUUGAAUGAUAGGACUGAUUUUUCGACAUCAUUGACUGUUGCGAGUGGGAUGCUAAUAGCCAUCCAAAAGAAUGGAGAACAAGAUGGAGAAGAAGUUGCAUUAUAUAGUUUAUACAGAGGGCAUAAAAAAUCUAGGCUGCAGGACUUUGCUGAAGACGACCAAUCAAGAGACUACCAGCACCCACCAGGGAAACCUAUGAACAGCAGGCUUCCAGCAGAGUUGGUUGGGGAUGUUCUUCAGAUAUGGGAAUUGCUGUGGCGUUUUUAUGAAAUUUUGGGUCUGAAAGAACCUCCAUCAUUUGAAGAGCUUGAAGAAGAGCUUAUUGAUCCGUGGCCUAUUGGGUCAUAUAAUUUGGAGAAAUUACAAAAGGAAAUUCAGAAAUGUAAGGACCCUGCUUCACAACUAAAUAAUAGUGCAAAUGGCUCAACCUCAUUUCCAACUGGUGAAUCUGGUCCAGUAGCUCAUGAAGAGAGUCCAUUCGCAUUUAUGCCAAUUGAAACAGCGUCUGCAAGGGAAGCCGCUCAAGCUAGAUUGGCAUCAUAUACUUAUGGCAGAUGCAAUGGAGUAGCUUUGACAAAGAUUCAUAUUGCAUUGCUGAAAGUGUUGGUCAGUGAGCUACUUUGCAAGGUUGCAGUUUUCGUAGAUCCAAAUUUUGAUGCUAGAGAAUCAAAACCGAGACGUGGAAGAAAGAAAGAUGUUGAUAACUCCCCACCUGCAAAAGAAACAAAGAUCGAUAUGCUAACUAUUAAUGAACUGACAUGGCCAGAAUUAGCCCGGAGAUAUAUUUUAGCUGUCUCAUCUGUGAAUGGUUGCAUGGAUUCACCAGAUGUCUAUAGUCGCGAAGGUAUGAAGUUGUUCCGCUGCUUCCAGGGUGAUGGUGGUGUGCUCUGUGGCUCACUUUCAGGAGUUUCUUCAAUGGAAGCAGAUGCAUUGCUGCUUGCGGAAGCUGAAAGACAAAUAUCUGGUCAUAUGAAGCGGGAUAAUGAAGUUUUGCCUGUGGAUGACAAGGAUUUUGAUGCAGCAAUAGUUGCUUCUGAGCCAGCUGUUGUGAAUAGCAAUAGUCUUCCUGAGUGGGCACAGCCUCUGGAGCCUGUGAAAAAGUUACCAACCAAUGUGGGAACAAGAAUAAGAAAGUGCAUCUAUGAUUCUCUGGAGAAAAAUCCACCAGAAUGGGCGAAGAAAAUUUUGGAGCAUUCAAUCAGUAAAGAAGUUUAUAAGGGAAAUGCAUCGGGGCCGACCAAGAAAGCUGUUCUAUCUGUGCUGGCAGAGGCAUCUGCUGGAGGUCUGCAGCAGAAACCCAAGGGACGGAAAGAGAAGAGUCCGAUUUCUCUAUCAGAUGUCAUUAUGAAAAAAUGUCGUAUUGUGCUACGACGUGCUGUUUCUGCUGAUGAGGCAAAAGUUUUCUGCAAUUUGCUUGGAGCUGCCCUAACGUAUUCUAAUGACAAUGAAGAUGAUGGUAUUCUCGGAUUUCCUGCUAUGGUUUCUCGCCCUUUGGACUUCCGUGCAAUUGAUCUAAGACUGGCUGUUGGGGCUUACGGUGGAUCCCAUGAGGCUUUUCUUGAGGAUGUUCGGGAGGUCUGGCAUAAUAUAUGUACAGCAUAUGGGGAUCGGCCUGAUCUGAUGCAAUUGGCGGAAACAUUGUCACAGAAUUUUGAGUCAUUGUUUGAGGAGGAGGUGCUCAGCCUGGCUCAGAAGUGUUUAGAUCAUGCUGGUGCCAAGCAUUUUGCUUCCGAAACGUGGAAGGAGCUGCAUGAUGUUCUUCUUACAGCAAAUGAGCUACCUAAAGCCCCUUGGGAGGAAGGAGUCUGCAAAGUCUGUGGCAUUGAUAAAGAUGAUGACAGUGUUUUACUUUGUGAUAAGUGUGAUUCUGAAUAUCAUACAUACUGUUUGAACCCUCCACUAGCUCGAAUUCCAGAAGGGAAUUGGUACUGUCCAUCCUGUGUUCAGAGUCAAUCUAAGAUGCCAGAUUCGCGGAUGCAUUCUCAAUUUAUUAAACGCCAUCCAAGGAGACAUCUGGGAGACGAAGCUCGUGCUUUCCAGGAGGCUCUAAAUCAGCUAGCAGUCACAAUGGAAGAAAGAGAAUAUUGGGAGUUCUGCAUGGAAGAGAGAAUAUUUUUGCUGAAGUUUCUAUGUGAUGAAGUGCUGAACACUGCACUUGUUCGAGAACACCUAGAACAGUCUGCUGAUAAAUCAAAUGAGAUGCAGCAAAAAUUGCGUAAUCUAGGUGUAGAGUGGAGAACCUUGAAAAACAAAGAAGAAUUACUGGCAACGAGUGCUGUAAAGGAAAGUACAAGCAAACUUAGCGGACUUGGUGAUGUUGCAAGAGAAGAUGGUACAACUGCUAUGUGUGCCGGCCAUGCUAGAUUGAUGGGACAGCAACAACAUUUCAGCAACAAAAUGAACAAUAGUGUAAUGGGUUCAGCAAAUCCACUGAAGGGGGCAUCCAUAAUGAUGGAGGAAUGCCUUGUGGAGACUGGACAAGUUGCUGUUGGCAAGGACUACUUACCGAAGAGCAUAAUGGACACAAAUGCCCAUGCUAAGAGACCCCAGAUGCACACAAUUGAUGAACCUGCUUUCGAUAAAUCAUUUCCUGAAAACUUAUCCUCUAGUAUGAAUGUUAGUAGAAGAGAUCAAUUCAAUGGACAAGAUGAAAAAUCCACAGUAGUUUCUUCACAAGGAGAAGGUGAUGAAGCUGGGAGAGAAGUGGUGAUGAACAUUGUAAAUGUUGAAAAGAAUGCCCCUAUUCCAUUAAAAGCUGCUAUUCUUCAUGGAUCUCAUCAGUUUUCUGAUGGUAGGAGAACUGAUUUGGAAGAGUGUGCUCAUUCAAUGUCCACAUGUUCUGCAGUCAAUACCUUAGUGGGAGAGUUCUCAACUCCCAAUCGGGAUAGAACACUUGAAGGAAGUGAUAACGAUAUUCAUGCCAAUGUAACUGAGCCUGAAGGCAGUUACCUUGAGAUGGAAUCUUUAAAAAAUGAGAUUUCAUGUUUGCAGGAUUCAAUUGCCAGUUUGGAGUCACAAGUUAUGCUGACAUCAGUAAGAAGGGAAUUUCUAGGUAGGGAUUCUUCCGGCCGAUUGUACUGGGUUAUAGGUAGGCCUGGUAAACGUCCUUGGUUUGUGGCUGAUGGAAGCAUGCCAGCAGCAUCUGAAAGAAGAGAUGCAUAUCUGAGUGGGUCUCAUACUUGUAGCCCUUUUAAUUCUGAUCGGAAUAACUUUUGGGCUUUAUUUGAAUCUGAUAAUGAAAUUCAAGAACUUGUUGGUUGGUUGAGGGAUAGUGAUCCUAGAGAAAGAGAAUUGAAGGAAUGUAUCUUGCAGUGGCUAAGACUUCUGUUGUAUCAGGAUACGAACCAUCAACCUGAUGAUUUUCAACAAAUAUCAAAGUCCUCUGUCAGUGAAAAAUCUGCAGUUCCACAUUGUUUAAGUACAAAGGCUGCAAAGAUUCUUGAGAGCAGGUAUGGUCCUUGCUUAGAGCCAGAAGCAAGUGAAAUCCCAAGAAAACGAGGGGGGAAGACAAAAAUAGGAUAUGAGGAGAGAAUGUAUAGAUGUGUGUGCUUAGAACCUGUAUGGUCUUCUAGAUACCACUGUCUUUCCUGUCACCAGACUUUUUGCACGGUCAUUGAACUUGAGGGACAUAGCGAUGGAAAGUGCAUUCCAACUAAUCCAGCUUCUGAAGAAAGCAAAGAAAGUGAUGAUCAAUUAAAAGGAAAAGGGGGAAGGUCAGAGAGCAUCAAAGAAAAGGAGCACUCUGAUGAGGUUGAUAUUGUUGAGACAUCAAACAAUAAAAAGUUAAUCUGCUGGAGGUUGGUUAAGUUUCCAAGGAAAGUAUGUCCUUAUGACCUUGAUGAGAUAAGUAAGAAAUUCAUCAUCAAAAAUUCUAACAAGGAUUUGGUGCAGGAAGUAGGGCUUAUUGGUUCAAAUGGGGUCCCAUCUUUUGUCCCUUCACCUGUAUUUCUUCUUAAUCCCACAUUAGUGCUGAACCAAAGUAAAAAAUCUGAUGCUGGUCAGGAUGCUGGAUUAGCCUUAUCAGAAGAGUGGCUGCCAAUGUCCAUGCAAAGGGAACAAGCUGGUGCAACUGCAUCCAGGGAUGGCAUAAGAAAUGGCACCGAAGGAGCCACUAAGUCAGUGCAAAAUUGUGUAAGCAAUGAUUCUGAUGACCAGUUGAUAAAAAGAAAGGGAUCCUCAUCAGAUUAUACAGGUGAUGGAGAGCGAACACCCCUCAUAACUACUAAGACACAAGGACUGGAAGUUAGUCACCGAUGCACAAUUCCUGAGUCAUCAUUCAGGCCCCUUGUGGGUAAAAUUGCUCAAAUAUUAAAGCAACUCAAGAUCAAUUUACUUGAUAUGGAUGCAGCCCUGCCUGAGGAAGCACUAAGACCUUCUAAGUCGCACUUGAUGAAAAGAUGUGCUUGGCGUGCAUUUGUCAAGUCUUCAGAGUCAAUAUUUGAGAUGAUUCAAGCAACAAUCUUGUUUGAGGGCAUGAUCAAGACAGAAUACCUGAAAAACAGUUGGUGGUUCUGGUCCUCACUCACAGCUGCAGCGAAGACCCCGACUGUUUCAUCCCUUGCUCUCCGAAUAUACACUCUUGAUGAUUCUAUCAUCCAUGUCAAGGACGUGCUUCCCAAUUCAGACACAAUGGAAAGUUUUAGGUUGACAAACAAGAUAGGGAAGAAGAGAAAAGAAGUUGAAUAGGGUCUUAGUGAUACAGUUAAAUUACUGAAACCAGAUCUUCAUUCCUGUGGGAUGUGUGGUGGCAGCCUUUGAUACUCUGCCUCAUGAGUCCUGAUUCUCUUAGUACCAGGAAAAAAGAGAAGAUUUCAGUGUUAUUUCCCUUGUCACCUAUGUACAUAUGUUUAAAGAGUUUUCAACUGACCGGAUUUGACAGGGUGGUUGCCCGAUUGAGAAUCAGAGACCUAUUGGGGAUUUGUAUAUUUCCGUUGGAUGGAAGUAGGUUGGGCUGUCUGAUAGUGCACAAGUUUCUUGCAGAAUGAACCAACUCAGCAGCAGGCUGUUUGCAGAGGGACUCACCAAUGUGGCAAAGAUUAACACGACAUACAGAAUGCAACCAAUGUAAAAGCAGUGUUGUAUGUAAGUUUAGUCAAACUACCAAAUAUGAAAUUUGGUCCUCUCUCUCUCUCUUUCUCUCUCUCUCUCUCUCUGUGGCAACAUUUUUUACGUUUAAUUGUGAUUCUUAGCCCACCUUUUGUUUCUUUGUAUCAUAAUUAAAUGCACUUGUGCCUUUUAGUUAGGGUUAUGGUUAUGGUUUUUGUGAGGAUGGACGGAUGCUUCUGUGAAUUUCUAACUCAUUUUUUAUGGUUGGGAUGGUUUCUCGGUUGAGCAAGCAGGCAGCCAGAUGAAGUUGCAUUAUCCUCAUGUCAAGCAAGUUCAUACAUCAGAGAAGAUGUAGAGAACUCGGUACUGGUACUUGUUUGAAUUUCUGUAGUAGUUUGGAGUAGGGGGCAAAAAAAAAGCCUUCUAGCUAACGCUGUGAAAAUAACAAAGCUUGAUGUGAAGAUUAACUGAUGUAUAUCUGGAUAUUUGUACUCAUUAAUUGAAAUUUGUUAUUAGAUAA